AUGUUCCUCUUGAGGGGAGGUGAUGAAAGUUCCACCAAGGAUCUGCUUAGAGGAGGGCAGGAGGCAGUGGGGCAGGUAGGGAGGGAGGGGGAUGUGGUGAGGCAUGGGGAAGGCAGGGGAGACAGGUGGGAGAUGGUGGGGGGAGGGUGGGUGGCGGUGGAAGAGGUAAGGUUGCAGUGGGGGAGGUGGGGGAGACGCUGGGUCAAGGGAGGACAGAGGAGGCAGGGGGGCGGAGUGAGGGGUUGUAAGUUACAUAUGGACAGACAGGUGUGAGGCUGGGGGGGGGGGCAGAUGGGGGAGGGGGAGGGGUUGUAUGGAUCAACAGACAGGUGUGAGGCUGGGGGGGGCUGAUGGGGGAGGGUGAGGGGUUGUAUGGAUCAAUAGACAGGUGAGAUACCGCAGCAGCAGCAAGGAACACCACCAUCUCAAGUCACGGAGCGAGCCCUCUCUCCAUCACCCGAUAUCUGUCAUUCUCACUCCUCUAGUGUAGUGUUAGAUCACAUUUCACCCAGCCAGGACAGAAUACACUGUACUGUACUUCUAAAAGGAGUAGACUACUUCUCCUGCUGUUGUCAGGAGCCUUGUUCAGAAGGGUGCAAGGUUACAGAACACACAGUUAGAAGAGUAUUCUGUAGAACAGAUGUUAUAGAAUAGAGUCCAUACAUCUUGUUGUCAAAGGCCUUGUUCAGGACAACGUUACGGAAGAGACCCCUGACAUGUUGACUGUUGUGUAGAGCAGAUGGGGUUAUGGAAUAGGGAGUCGUGUCAGCUCUCCUCGUGACGUCUUUAAGACGUUCUGACCGUUUCACCUUACUGAAAUGAAUACACCCCAGGUGAGGAAUGUGAUAUGAUACCUGACACGGUUCUUAUCUUCAGGUACUACGGCCCUCAUUCCUUAGUGUCUGGUCUAUCUGCAGAUUGUUGUUCAUAGGGAGGGAAAACAUCAAGCAAGUCUUAACCUGCAUGUCACAAAGUUAAGAAGGAUCAACAUGAAAAAGACAUCAGGCUGUAACAUUAAGCACAACAAGAUGAAAUAGAAUACAGAGACCACAAAUCAAAGUUUACUACAUCCAGUAUUGAAAAAACACAACAACUGUCGGAGAAUCAGUUCCUGUUCAGUCAGUUUUCUAAGCUCCUUCACAUGUUGAGACAGUAGACAUAAAAGGAAAUGAAAGUGUUUGGUUGAGAGAAUUCCCCAUAUCACAUAAUCUUUCCAACGAAGUUGAAACCUGACACCGUAGUCGUUGAAAUAAUUAUUCAAGCCUUUGGAGUUUGGCACCUUGUGUAAUUCCACCUGUCAUCAUGCUCGGUUUGAAGUGUGUAUGGGUGGGAGAGUGUGUGUGGGUAGAUGAGUGUGUGUGUAUGUGUGCGUGUGCGUGUGCGUAUGUGUGUGUGUGUGUGUGUGUGUGUAGUGUACAACCUCAAAGAUAGACAUCUAGGUAGAGACACUAUAAAUCACCUACUAGUUACCUCUAUUCUGUUUAUAUCCUUACUACUCAUUAGUGUGUGACUUGGUCUACACAGCAGUCAACUGAGCUUUGAAAAAGCCUCACAGAGGCCUCAAACAGAAUCCACAGUUCAAUGGAAUGUGGGUAAGAGAGGAGUGGUUCUAUUCUUUUCUAGAACCCUGUGAGUCAUCUUCAGGUAUUCCAUGGUGGAAGACAAUCUCUUCAACCUAUAGUCUACCGCAACGAUUCUCAACUUGUGGGUCUGAGUAAAACAUUUAAUAAAUAGAAUACUCCGGUCUGAACUUAAAUGACUUAAAGCAGGUAGAAAGUGUGUAGAAAUUAUAAUUAACUAUUUUUUUUAUAUAUAUACAGUGAGGGGAAAAAGUAUUUGAUCCCCUGCUGAUUUUGUACGUUUGCCCACUGACAAAGAAAUGAUCAGUCUAUAAUUUUAAUGGUAGGUUUAUUUGAACAGUGAGAGACAGAAUAACUUUUUAAAAAAUCCAGAAAAAUGCAUGUCAAAAAUGUUAUGAAUUGAUUUGCAUUUUAAUGAGGGAAAUAAGUAUUUCAUUAAGGUUUUGAGGCUGACGUUUGGCAACUCGAACCUUCAGCUCCCUCCACAGAUUUCCUAUGGGAUUAAGGUCUGGAGACUGGCUAGGCCAUUCCAGGACCUUAAUUUGCUUCUUCUUGAGCCACUCCUUUGUUGCCUUGGCCGUGUGUUUUGGGUCAUUGUCAUGCUGGAAUACCCAUCCACGACCCAUUUUCAAUGCCCUGGCUGAGGGAAGGAGGUUCUCACCCAAGAUUUGACGGUACAUGGCCCCGUCCAUCGUCCCUUUAAUGUGGUGAAGUUGUCCUGUCCCCUUAGCAGAAAAACACCCCCAAAGCAUAAUGUUUCAACCUCCAUGUUUGACGGUGGGGAAGGGGUGUUCUUGGGGUCAUAGGCAGCAUUCCUCCUCCUCCAAACACGGCGAGUUGAGUUGAUGGCAAAGAGCUCGAUUUUGGUCUCAUCUGACCACAACACUUUCACCCAGUUCUCCUCUGAAUCAUUCAGAUGUUCAUUGGCAAACUUCAGACGGCCCUGUAUAUGUGCUUUCUUGAGCAGGGGGACCUUGCGGGCGCUGCAGGAUUUCAGUCCUUCACGGCGUAGUGUGUUACCAACUGUUUUCUUGGUGACUAUGGUCCCAGCUGCCUUGAGAUCAUUGACAAGAUCCUCCCGUGUAGUUCUGGGCUGAUUCCUCACCGUUCUCAUGAUCAUUGCAACUCCACGAGGUGAGAUCUUGCAUGGAGCCCCAGGCAGAGGGAGAUUGACAGUUAUUUUGUGUUUCUUCCAUUUGUGAAUAACCGGACCAACUGUUGUCACCUUCUCACCAAGUUGCUUGGCGAUGGUCUUGUAGCCCAUUCCACCCUUGUGUAGGUCUACAAUCUUGUCCCUGACAUCCUUGGAGAGCUCUUUGGUCUUGGCCAUGGUGGAGAGUUUGGAAUCUGAUUGAUUGAUUGCUUCUGUGGGCAGGUGUCUUUUAUACAGGUAACAAACUGAGAUUAGGAGCACUCCCUUUAAGAGUGUGCUCCUAAUCUCAGCUCGUUACCUGUAUAAAAGACACCUGUGAGCCAGAAAUCUUUCUGAUUGAGAGGGGGUCAAAUACUUAUUUCCCUCAUUAAAAUUAAAAUCAAUUUAUAAAAAUGUUUCCAUCUCUGGAAAUCUCUGGAAAUAAAUUCAUAAAUCCCAGUAUUUUCAAUAUAGGGCUAUUAGAAGUGCUAUUUUGGUUGGUUUUGUGGUCUCAAACCAGAGUUUUUUAACAUUCUUCAUCAAGAAUAUGGGCAAAAUGUAAUUAUUGACAAUGAAAGAGGUGGGAAUGUUGUUCCCUUGUCAUAUAAUUGCUAAAUGUACUACAUUAAAAAUAGUUUUCCAGAUUGUAUUUUGGUGAUAAUUUUUUCGCUAACCAAAUAUUGAGACAACCUGGUUCAAUUUGAGUCCCAAGGCAAAACCAGUUGAGAACCACUGGUCUACCAGAAGUCUAUUCCUAUUCACAGGAGGAGCUUUGGUCUGAGGAUUUCUCAGGUAGUCACCUGACAUAGAAAUGACCACAGCCUUAUGAAUUGGGCCUUUUAAAUCAAAUCAAAUCAAAUUGUAUUCGUCACAUACACGUGUUUAGCAAGUGGCCAGUGAUUUCAAUAGGCAGCAGCAGCCUCUAAUAUUCUAGUGAUGGCUAUUUAACAGUCUGAUGGCCUUGAGCUGUUUUUCAUUCUCUCGGUCCCAGCUUUGAUGCACCUGAACUGACCUCGCCUUCAGGAUGAUAGCGGGGUGAACAGGCAGUGGCUCGGGUGGUUAAUGUCCUUGAUGAUCUUUUUGGCCUUCCUGUGACAUCGGGUGCUGUAUGUGUCUUGGAGGGCGGGUAGUUUGCCCCCGGUAAUGCGUUCGGCAGACCGCACUGCCCUCUGGAGAGCCCUGUGGAGAGCCGGGCGGUGCAGUUGCCGUACCAGGCGGUGAUACAGCCCGACAGGACGCUCUCAAUUGUGCAUCUGUAAAAGUUUGUGAGGGUUUUAGGUGUCAAGCCAAAUUUCUUCUGCCUCCUGAGGUUGAAGAGGCUCUGUUGCGCCUUCUUCAACACACUGUCUGCGUGGGUGGACCAUUUCAGUUUGAAAACAACUCAUUCCCUGACCGGGAAUCGAACCCAGGCUGCAGCAGUGAGAGCACCGAAUCCUAACCACUAGACCACCAGAUGAAGUUAGAAUGGAUCUAGUCUCGUGGGGUCGUCCUUCCAAAUCUCGUCUCGUUCACUCAGAACGUGAGAAGCCUUGGUUUCUGAGCAUAUUACAUCUAAUACUGAUUAGAGCCUAUGCAACCUGCUGUACAUAUGGAGCAAGCUCAUCAUGUGUAAUGCUGCCACCUGGUGGCUAAGAUGUGUGACGGAAAUUAUGUACUGUUGUUUUUAUACUAUUUUUGUACUAUUUUUUUAAUUUUAGGGGGUAGAUCAGCUUUAAUAUUGCAGAUAGAUUGUAACUUCCAUCAAUGUAAUUGUCUGCAUCACUUCCAAUCCCCCAUAUGGUUUUUUCUUCUUUUUUUUCUCGCAUAUAUAUAUACACAUACAUACACACAUAUAUAUAUAUACACAUACAUACACAUAUAUAUAUAUACACAUACAUACAUAUAUACACAUACAUACAUAUAUACAUACAUAUAUAUCCUUAAAAAUAUAUAUAUAUUUCCCUUUAUUACUUUCCAACCCCACCAUCCCUUCCCUAAUUGGAGUAAACUAGUGAACAACAAUGCUUAGGCCUCUACUUCAUGCAUAUACAUACUAUAUCAAUUUUAUGGACACAGUCAAUAAUUAUAUUUUGUUUGUUUUUACUCCUGAACUUCCUCCAAUCAUUUUCAUGAUUUCCAUCUGGUAUGCUUCUAUAUGCCAUAUCUUUCUAACUGUGCUCUUUCACAAAAGCUCACAAUAUAUAACCUACAGUGGGGAGAACAAGUAUUUGAUACACUGCCGAUUUUGCAGGUUUUCCUACUUACAAAGCAUGUAGAGGUCUGUAAUUUUUAUCAUAGGUACACUUCAACUGUGAGAGAUGGAAUCUAAAACAAAAAUCCAGAAAAUCACAUUGUAUGAUUUUUAAGUAAUUAAUUUGCAUUUUAUUGCAUGACAUAAGUAUUUGAUACAUCAGAAAAGCAGAACUUAAUAUUUGGUACAGAAACCUUUGUUUGCAAUUACAGAGAUCAUACGUUUCCUGUAGGUCUUGACCAGGUUUGCACACACUGCAGCAGGGAUUUUGGCCCACUCCUCCAUACAGACCUUCUCCAGAUCCUUCAGGUUUCGGGGCUGUCGCUGGGCAAUACGGACUUUCAGCUCCCUCCAAAGAUGUUCUAUUGGGUUCAGGUCUGGAGACUGGCUAGGCCACGCCAGGACCUUGAGAUGCUUCUUACGGAGCCACUCCUUAGUUGCCCUGGCUGUGUGUUUCGGGUCGUUGUCAUGCUGGAAGACCCAGCCACGACCCAUCUUCAAUGCUCUUACUGAGGGAAGGAGGUUGUUGGCCAAGAUCUCGCGAUACAUCCUCCCCUCAAUACGGUGCAGUCGUCCUGUCCCCUUUGCAGAAAAGCAUCCCCAAAGAAUUAUGUUUCCACCUCCAUGCUUCACGGUUGGGAUGGUGUUCUUGGGGUUGUACUCAUCCUUCUUCUUCCUCCAAACACGGCGAGUGGAGUUUAGACCAAAAAGCUCUAUUUUUGUCUCAUCAGACCACAUUACCUUCUCCCAUUCCACCUCUGGAUCAUCCAGAUGGUUGCAAACUUCAGACGGGCCUGGACAUGCGCUGGCUUGAGCAGGGGGACAUUGUGUGUGCUGCAGGAUUUUAAUCUACGACGGCGUAGUGUGUUACUUAUGGUUUUCUUUGAGACUGUGGUCCCAGCUCUCUUCAGGUCAUUGACCAGGUCCUGCCGUGUAGUUCUGAGCUGAUCCCUCACCUUCCUCAUGAUCAUUGAUGCCCCACGAGGUGAGAUCUUGCAUGGAGCCCCAGACCGAGGGUGAUUGACCAUCAUCUUGAACUUCUUCCAUUUUCUAAUAAUUGCGCCAAGAGUUGUUGCCUUCUCACCAAGCUGCUUGCCUAUUGUCCUGUAGCCCAUCCCAGCCUUGUGCAGGUCUACAAUUUUAUCCCUGAUGUCCUUACACAGCUCUCUGGUCUUGGCCAUUGUGGAGAGGUUGGAGUCUUGAGUGUGUGGACAGGGGUCUUUUAUACAGGUAACGAGCUCAAACAGGUGCAGUUAAUACAGGUAAUGAGUAGAGAACAGGAGAGCUUCUUAAAGAAAAACUAACAGGUCUGUGAGAGCCGGAAUUCUGACUGGUUGGUAGGUGAUCAAAUACUUAUGUCAUGCAAUAAAAUGCAAAUGAAUUACUUAAAAAUCAUACAAUGUGAUUUUCUGGAUUUUCCUCUACAUGCUUUGUAAGUAGGAAAACCUGCAAAAUCGGCGUGUAUCAAAUACGUGUUCUCCCCACUGUAUAUACUUAUUAUGGACACAGCAUGUCUUACACUAGGUAUCUUGUUGUUAUUAGUUGUUGUUAUUAGUCCCAUCCUUCAGCUCCAUUCAACACCUCCCAUCUAUCUCUUAACACCAUCCAUAUUGGAUUUCUAUUUGCCAUAUAUUUUUCAACUGUCAAUUCAGGUAGCAUUCAAAGUCCUGCAUUUUUGUUAACCAUGGCAACCAGCAUUGUAAAUAAAGAGAUGUGCAGCCUCUGUGUCUGUGGAUCCUUUCCCCUUAAUGUAUGUUUCAUGUCAGCCAGACCUGUCUUUUCAAAGAAACACUAUUUAUUUAAAUCUCUAGUUGAAUAAAAUAAGGAGUCUAUGACUUCAGUCCUUGUUUCAUUUUCACUCGUUAUUAUCUGGUAAAUAACGGACAACCAUUGAUAACCAAGAAGAUAAUAAGGUGAGGAAACAGUCCAUGAUAGCCAGGCCAUCUUUUCAAAGAAACAUAAUUUAAUUAUCUCUAUUUGAGCAAAAUAAGUAGUUUUGUCGUGAUCACAAGAAAAUCUGAACAAUUCAGGUAAAGGGCACCACAGUCAAGCAGAAAAAUCUGAAUGUUCUAUCAUACAGUGAGAACAAUUCGUUUCCCUGGCUACUUAGAAAUACUAUAAAAACUUAAUGAAUAGAUGACAUUCACUGCUAUAAACCUGUCUCCAAUAUAAUCGCAUAGUUUACACAGACCCACCGCGGACCUUUGACAGUAAAUCUCUGUGUGAAAAGGCUUCCCAUGGUCUGUUUUGUCAACGAACUCAAUGUACUCCAAACACUGGUGGUAACCAGAUGAUCCCAAUAAUUUACUGUAUGUAGCCUAGUAAACGAUGCCCCCCUCUGGUAUGUUCUGUUGGGAACAGUCUGGGACUCGUUGUUGUCGUUUACCUGUUUACUACUCAAAUAUAUUUGACAUAUAAAGUCAAAGACGAAAUUAACUGCAAAACACUGGUCUCAAAUGUACUAGGCUACACAGAACCACGGCAGACGCAUUGUAAAUUGAAAGGCUUUCCACCAUUUUAAACCGUGUCCCAGUCCAACAUGCCUAGCUCUGCCCACUGGGGCGUGGCUUAUGGAGCGCUCUUUGAAAUAAGCGCUCCUAUCGUCAGUGUUCCACCGGAUCCAGUUAUCUCAACCACACCGGUUUCAAACAGUUUCAAAGCAGCAGACACCAACUGUUUCAAACACAGACACUAGGGGAUGCACUUGCGCUAUACGUUCUCACACAGUAGCCUAAUGACAGAUAUCUGCCAGAGUAAAAUCAAGAGGAAACAGACUCUUCUUGAAAAGUUUACUGAUGAUGUCACAGUGUCUAACCUCUCAUGAACACCCCAGUCUCUUUUCUUCAGUCCAUAUGUUCCGAAGACAACUUUUACAAACUUCCAUGACCCACCACCCAUCAUGUCAUCUGAUCAGUCCAGCAAUCAGGGAGCUAGAAGAGACCCAAAAAUGACAUUUUACAAGAUGUCAAUAGCCUCCUGUAGGCUGUUAACCUCGUACAAACCAUCCUGAUCUCGCCUGCUUACAUUCUGUUUCGCUAAAUGUAUCCUUUUAGUGUAACAGAAUGUAUGCUCGGGAGAUCAGGAUGGUUCAUACAAGGCUAGUAGGCUGUGGCCGAUGCCUGUUGAUUCACACCGCUCAACACAAUACUAGGCUAUUGUUUCGUUUAUCGUCCCAUGAAACAGUAGGCUUACAUCACUACUAUACUACUGGGCCUAUCAGACUAGGAUACACUUGAAAACGAAAGAAAGAAAGAAAGAAAGAAAGAAGAAAAGAAAGAAAGAAAGAAAGAAAGAAAGAAAGAAAGAAAGAAAGAAAGAAAGAAAGAACAUGGAACAUUUUCUGGCAAGACAUCUUGGAGAUGCUACCACAAUGAUAUGGUGCUGCUUACCACCAAUGAACUGAAGUACAUUUUUCCAUAUUGCUACAUUGCCUUAUCAGCUGUUAGUUUAAUAUUACAUGUUACAAUUGACAAUACGGCACGGGGGGCCAGUAUGAAAAAUAAAAUAAUUAAAAAAUAAUGUAUGCACUCACUAACUGUAAGUCGCUCUGGAUAAGAGCGUCUGCUAAAUGACUAAAAUGUAAUGUAAUGUAUAGACCUCCUUCAUUAUCCUCAGUCUUGAACCCAGGCCGUUCUAGUGUGGACUCGUAGUCCAUUGAAAAUCGACAUUGUUUCUUUAAGAUUCGACUUUCAGGCCAUCAGCGGGUCUGUCUGUUCAUUGUUUGAGAGAGAGAGAAAGAGAGAAAGAGAGCGAGUUGAGGUUGAUAUUUUGGGCGCUGAGGACAAGUCGUGCAUAAUAUCAGCGGAGCAGCUGCGGUGGAAACAGCACAGAACGCCUCUGUUGAGCGCAUAUCCUACAAGAGACAACAUGGGUAAGUCAUCUACAUUUGUUAUGGUACCUCUAAUAGGCUAUUUAUAGCCAAUCAACCACAGCCAAACGAUACAUUUUCUUUGGUAUUCUUGGAAUUAUUUUCACAUUAUAACAUAUAUUAGGCUAUGGCUGGCAUGAGAGGGUAAAAUUGCCUAUUCUCACUGGCAAAGCCCAGUACUAAGUGGUUUAUUUAAUGCUUCUAGAGGCACAUACUAGCCUACUUUUCAGAAGUGCCUUGUCGCGUUUGCUUUCACAUACCAUUUCUUCAUUUUUACCAACAGAACGUGUUCUAAGUACUAUUUGUUUGAGGAAAGUAGCAAGUUAAUUAAUUAUAGGCCACUUUGCAACAAUUUGAACAAAAUGGGAUUCAGUUAGUAAAAUGUUUCACCUGCUUCCUAGGGCAUACAGGGCUGUGAUGUCACUGAGAAGUUAAUUGAGGUCCCUAAUAGGUCCUAGUAUCUUUAUUAGUAUAGUUCCUCCCUGCAGUUGUCAAGGGGGACUUUUGAGGCCAGAACAGUGCAAAUAGAGAGAAGUGGAACUGUUUAAACUAGGUAGAAAACCCCUGCACCUGUUGCUGGGUGAAGAUGCUAUUUUCCUUCCUAUGUGUACUGCUAUUUUGUCAAAAUAACCAAAUUGCUUGAACAUAAGUAUUGAGACUAUGAGAGUAAAGUGUGGACAAAUGUUCGUUGUUAUCACUGCAUAUGAUGGCAGUUAGUCAGUGUUCUUUCAUUGGCAAACUUUUUAAUUGGUUUAAAACUCAUUUCCAGACCAGCGUUAUUAUGCAACCUGGAAGACAGCCUGAACACACACACACACAUACACAUACACACAACCCUGGAGUCGCCGAGUGCAUGUGUAUUAUGCCCCUUCCAGCCAUUCUGUACCAACUGUAAUAAUGGUACCAGCUCCAGCCAGUCUUCUGAGGGAGGGAGAGAGAGAGAGAUCGUUCCCCACUUCCACCAGACUUUUGGAUAUCCGUCUGGCUGUCACAAGCCUCCUUCUGCUCCUAUAAACCCCAGUGUGUGUGCUGGAGGUGGCUCUGGCUAUUGUUUGCUUGACAUUGGUGUCCCUUGUCUUCCCACACUGCACCGAGUGUUGUCUCUGCAGUCACACAAGCAGCCUCUCUCUCCCUUUCUUCUUCUCUCUUUCUCUGUCCUCCCUCUUUUCUCACACUCCCCGUGGUGUGAGCGGUGAUUGGAGCCGGGGUUAGUGCUGGGGUUGGGACAGACAGACAGAUCCUCACGUCCUAAGGGCCCAUUCACAGCACAUGACUCUGGGGAAGAAUGCCCAUCAGCUAGCAGACAGACUGAAUGCUACUGUGCAUAGAGAACAGACCAGUCCGUCCUCACAGAGUAACCCAGGGAUGAGCUUUUUUACGACCACAGCUGGAUAGUGUAUUGGCUGUAGCCAGAUCUUUACAGUAUACAGUUGUUGUUUAUUCAUCCAUGUAGUCACAGUGACGUUGUAUGUUCAUUACCGCUCCCCUGGCGAUGUGUUCAUUACCACUCCCCUGGUGAUGUGUUCAUUACCACUCCCCUGGUGAUGUGUUCAUUACCACUCCCCUGGCGAUGUUUCAUUACCACUCCCCUGGUGAUGUUUCAACUUACUCCCUGGUGAGUUGUGUUCAUUGUACAUCCUGGCGAGUUUCAUACACACCCCUGUGUGUGUUCAUUCACUCAUACCCUGGUGAUGUGUUCAUUACCACUCCCAUGGCGAAGUUUCAUUACCACUCCUGGUUUGUUAUUACCACUCCGGUAUGUGUCAUUACCACCAUGGCGUGUGUUCAUACCACCCUGGUGAUGUUCAUAACCACUCCCGGUGAUGUGUCAUUACCACUCCCCUGUAGUUCAUUACACAACCCUGGGAGUGUCUUACACUCCUGGUGAUUUGUCUACCACUCCACCGGUGAUUGUGUUCAUACCACUCCUAUAAUGUGUUCAGCUCCACAGUCCUCUGGGGAUGUGGUUAUACAACUCCCUGGUGAUGUGUUCUACCACUUCCACCAGGCUGUAUUGGUAUACCACUCCCCGGUGCUGGUAAUUACCACUCCCCUGUGAUGUGUCUCAUACACUCCCCUGGUGAUGUGUUGCAUUACCACUCCCUGGUGAUGUUGUUCAUUACAUCUGGUGAUCUUUCAUUACCACACUCCACCUGGGAUGUGUUGUCAUUACCACUCCACUAGGAUUGUUCAUACCACUCCCCUGUAUGUUCAUUACCACUCCCCUGGUUACUUGUCAUUACCACUCCCUGGUGUGUUCAUUACCACUCCCCGUGGGGCGUGUUCAUUACCGAUCCCCUGGUGAGUGUUCUUACCACUGCCCUGGUGUGUGUCAUUACAGAUCCCCUGUGCCUAGUGUUCUACCACUCCCGGAGUUCAUUACCCUCCCUGGGUGAUGUUCAUUACCACUCCCCUGCGAGUGUUCAUUACAACUGCCCUGGUGAUAGUGUAUCAUUACCACUCCCCUGGGAUGGUCAUUACCAUCCGGGAUGGUUUCAUUACCACCCACUGGACGAUGUUGUGUCAUUUUACCAUCACCUGGUUGUUGUGUUAUUACCACUCCCUGGCGAGUGUCAUACCAGCUACCUGUGAUGUUUCAUUACCACUCCCCUGGUGACGUGUUCAUUACCACUCCCCUGGUGGCGUGUUCAUUACCACUCCCCUGGUGAUGUGUUCAUUACCACUCCCCUGGCGAUGUGUUCAUUACCACUCCCCUGGCGAUGUGUUCAUUACCACUCCCCUGGUGAUGUGUUCAUUACCACUCCCCUGGUGAUGUGUUCAUUACCACUCCCCUGGUGAUGUGUUCAUUACCACUCCCCUGGUGAUGUGUUCAUUACCACUCCCCUGGUGACGUGUUCAUUACCACUCCCCUGGCGAUGUGUUCAUUACCACUCCCCUGGCGAUGUGUUCAUUACCACUCCCCUGGUGAUGUGUUCAUUACCACUCCCCUGGUGAUGUGUUCAUUACCACUCCCCUGGUGAUGUGUUCAUUACCACUCCCCUGGUGAUGUGUUCAUUACCACUCCCCUGGUGAUGUGUUCAUUACCACUCCCCUGGGAUGUGUUCAUUACCACUCCCCUGGCGAUGUGUUCAUUACCACUCCCCUGGUGAUGUGUUCAUUACACUCCCCUGGGAUGUGUCAUACACUCCCCUGGCGAUGUGUUCAUUACCACUCCCCUGGUGAUGUGUUCAUUACCACUCCCCUGGUGAUGUGUUCUUUACCUCCUCACAUGUUGUUAUAUCCUGUAUUGGUGGUUGUGACUGCUGUAGAAAGAGUGUCUGGGAGGAUUGCCCUAUGCUUCUCUAGAGGUAACCCAUACAUAACCCUACAUUAACCCCUAUGUGGUUAUGUCCUGUCCUAUAGGUUGUUAUGACUGCUGUAUGAAGUGCCUGGGAGGAGUACCCUAUUGCUCCCUGGUGGCCACUAUGCUAUGUUUCUCAGGGAUAGCUCUGUUCUGUGGCUGUGGUCACCAGGCCCUCACUGAGACGGAGAGACUCAUCGAGACAUACUUCGCCCGUAACCUACAGGACUACAUUACCCUGGCCUACCUGUGAGUGGCUCAAAGGCUAUUGCUUUAUCCCUAACCUACCCCCUACGAAUACCUGAAACUGAUUAGAAAAGAGGUGGCCAAGACCUAGAAGGCUUUAAAGCUGGGCUGGAAUAAAAAUCACAAUUGUUUUGGUGAUCCAGGACCAGGAUUGGCCACCUCUGGUUUAGAUGUUCCCUAAGUCUACUGUAUAAGUAUUUUAAACUAAAUGGUAGCCCUCAUGUUAACGGUACACCUCAUGUUAACGGUACACCUCAUGUUAAUGGUACACCUCAUGUUAAUGGUACACCUCAUGUUAAUGGUACACCUCAUGUUAACGGUACACCUCAUGUUAAUGGUACACCUCAUGUUAAUGGUACACCUCAUGUUAACGGUACACCUCAUGUUAACGGUACACCUCAUGUUAAUGGUACACCUCAUGUUAACGGUACACCUCAUGUUAACGGUACACCUCAUGUUAACGGUACACCUCAUGUUAACGGUACACCUCAUGUUAAUGGUACACCUCAUGUUAAUGGUACACCUCAUGUUAAUGGUACACCUCAUGUUAAUGGUACACCUCAUGUUAACGGUACACCUCAUGUUAAUGGUACACCUCAUGUUAACAGUACACCUCAUGUUAAUGGUACACCUCAUGUUAACGGUACACCUCUGUAGUGAUGUGUCCUUUUACCCCUCCCCCUCCUCCCCUCUUCCUCCAUAGUAUCCAGUACUUCCAGUAUGUUAUCUAUGGCCUGGCUUCAUUCUUCUUCCUCUACUGCAUCGUACUGCUGGCGGAGGGAUUCUACACCACCAGCGCCGCCAAGCAGACCUUUGGAGAGUUCAGGAGCACCCUGUGUGGACGCUGUCUUAGUAGCACGGUGAGAGAGUGGGGGCAAUGGUGGAGUGGAGGUGUAAUGGUAACAGGGUGGGGUAGAGGUGUGAUGGGAACAGGGUGGUGAGUGGUGGUACGGGUGUGGUGGUGAACAGGGUGGGGUAGAGGUGUGUGAUGGUAACAGGGUGUGGUUGUAGGGGGGGUAGAGUGUGAUGGUAACAGGGUGGGGUAGAGGUGUGAUGGUAACAGGGUGGGGUAGAGGUGUGAUGGUAACAGGGUGGGGUAGAGGUGUAUGUAACAGGUGGGGUAGAGGUGUGAUGGUAACAGGGUGGGGUAGAGGUGUGAUGGGUAACAGGGUGGGGUAGAGGUGUGAUGGUAACAGGGUGGGGUAGAGGUGUGAUGGUAACAGGGUGGGUAGAGGUGUGAUGGUAACAGGGUGGGGUAGAGGUGUGAUGGUAACAGGGUGGGGUAGAGGUGUGAUGGUAACAGGGUGGGGUAGAGGUGUGAUGGUAACAGGGUGGAGUAGAGGUGUGAUGGUAACAGGGUGGGGUAGAGGUGUAUGGUAACAGGGUGGGGUAGAGGUGUAUGGUAACAGGGUGGGGUGGAGGUGUGAUGGGAACAGGGUGGGGUAGAGGUGUGAUGGUAACAGGGUGGGGUGGAGGUGUGAUGGUAAGAGGAUGGAGGAAAGGCUGGGUGAGGAGGUAGUUGAGAGGAUGGGGUGAAGGUAGAGUGGGGGGUGAGGAGGUAGUUGAGAGGAUGGGGUGAAGGUAGAGUGGGGCUGAGGAGGUAGUUCAGAGGAUGGGGUGAAGGUAGAGUAGGGCUGAGGCUAGUAGGAUAGUGGUAAGGUUGAGGGUGGAGAUGAGAGCUCAACAAAACUGUAAAAGUUGCACUUCCCUGAUUCAUUUUUGGCCUGUUACGAUUCAUAAUACCUAAACAUCCAUCCAUCUCUCUCCCUUCAUCUCCAGUUUAUAUUAAUAACGUACCUGCUGGUGGUGGUGUGGCUGUUGGUGUUUGCCUUCUCUGCCUUGCCUGUCUACUUCUUCUACAACAUGGCCGCUACCUGCCACACCAUCACCGUCCUGACUGAGACCCCAGCUAGCAUCAACCAGCUCUGUAUCGACGCCAGGCAGUACGGUAAGGAAAGAACUUCACCUCACUGUAGUUCUCUGUAUGAUCCAUUAUGUUUAUUCAUAUGGUAACAAAUCAACCUUACCUCACUGUAGUUCUCGAUACGACCUAAUCAUUCAUGUGGAUUCAGGUUGCUCAAUUCAAUUAAUUCAAAUCUACUCUGCGGAAAUUUGGAGUGACAAUGCCAACUGUGAAAGCUGACAUUUUACAGCAGAGAAUCAGAAAUGUGUAAUUUUUUUCUAUUUCUUUCAGGGCUCCUACCAUGGAAUGCGAUGCCAGGCAAAGCUUGUGGAAUGACACUGUCCACUGUCUGCAAAACCAGAGAGGUCAGUAAUACAGUUUGUCUCAUGAUAAAACUUGGCAGGACUCGAAAGAAACAAAGCGUCUCUAGAGUGUAGAAUGUCAACUUCUCUGACAUAUUUCCAGAAUGACCACAUGAUCACUGACUCAUCUCUGACUCUGAUUUGACCUUUUACAGUUCCGUCUGACCUACGACCUGUACAUCGCAGCGUUCGCCGGGGCUGGCAUCACACUCUUGGCGCUGGUGAGUGACCCUGCCCUAACCUCUUAACUGAGACCAGAUUGGCUACAGCUUUACAAUGGAGUUGUGUCCCAUGUGACGUAGUCAGUGUAGGUGUUCAGGAAUGCCAGAGUGUCAGGCCUCCAUGGCUGACGAGUCUCACUGUAGCUCUCUGUUCUUUGACUUGAGUUCUCAGCUGAUUAUAAUGAUAAACACCAUAAUAACGUCAUAACGUCUGGUACUUUUCUUGCUGGGAAGAUCCCAUAGUUACAUUGCCGUAUCAGUACACUGUUAAUGUAGCCUACUGUAGAUGCUCAGAAUUAUACUGAGAUUGUCAUGGACCUUGAUGAACAGGAAAUGGGGCUCAAUUCUGUCUUCUCUCUUUCCUUUCGUUCUCUUUCUUUCCCUGUUUCUCCAUCUCUCUCUCUAGCUCACCUACAUGGUGUCCACCACCUAUAACUUUGCGUUGCUGCGGUACCUGGGGAGAAAGGGCAUCGGCACGCGGUGUUAG
Coregonus sp. 'balchen' is the source of this 15330-nucleotide messenger RNA. The record is from the annotation of a GenBank genome assembly. NCBI's taxonomy places the organism in Eukaryota, Metazoa, Chordata, Actinopteri, Salmoniformes, Salmonidae.